This is a messenger RNA of Pelagomonas calceolata, 1687 nucleotides long. The record is from the annotation of a GenBank genome assembly. NCBI's taxonomy places the organism in Eukaryota, Pelagophyceae, Pelagomonadales, Pelagomonadaceae.
AAUUGACCUUGGCCCAACGUAUAGCUCGCAUUGCUGCAAUACGGGCAAGGCAUGCACGCGGAGGCUGUUCUCUAAUACCCCUGCGAGCGCUGAGCGCGGCACAAGGCAAAGAAACGGCACGUAAGCCGAUUUUUUAAGCUAGCCUUGACGUCGGACAUUUGCAGCGGCGACGUAGAGCAAGAAACGCCGCCGUAAGCAGCGUCUGACGUAAAGAUGGACCUCAAGGACCCCAAGAUCCACGCGCCGCCGCCGCAGAAGAAACAGCGGGGCAAGCUCGCGACGCUCGACGCGAAAAUACUCAGUUUUUGCUACUCGGGCAGCAUGGUGUCGUGGAACCGCUUCUGCAGUCUUUGGUUGCUGAAGUGCGGCUUCUCGCCGCGCGAGGUGGGCCUCAUGAAGUCCCUGUCCCUCGUCGGGAAGUUGAUAGCGCAGCCGCUCUGGGCGGGAUCGGCGGACGUCGGCGCGCCGGCCGACGUGCUGAUGGGGUCCGUGGUGGCUUCUGUCGCUACUCUGGAAGCUCUGAGGAGAGGUACUCGAGAGGGCUUCCUACAAAGACAUGUGGGAGCGGGCGCGAGACCGCACCAGGCCCUGUGGGCCGUCGCGGCUUUAAGGGUUGCUAGGUCCGCAUCCUCGGCAGCCUCACCGGUCGCCGACGCCAUGGUGCUGACCCUCGCGACGCAGGGCAACGAGGCCUGGGGCCGCCAGCGCUUCUGGGGGUCGGCGUCGUGGGGCCUUGGCUCUUUGUUCGUGGGCGCGUUAAUUGAUAGGGUCGGCCUCGAGGCGGGCAUCUUCGGGAGUACCUACCUGGUUUGUUUUGCUUUAUUAUGUUUGCUCUUCUUUCGCGUAAGACCGCGGUGGCCCUCGUCCGAGAGUGACGAAGAGGCCCCUGUACAAGUAAAGAAGAAGGCGCCGCGGAACCUGUCCGCCGUCGUGUCUCAUGGCCUCGUCGCGUUGAAGCGAAGCGCACCACUACGGCUAGCUUUAGGUGAUGCUUGCGUGUUUGGCACGUUGGUGGUGGUGGUCGAUUCUAUUUUAUAUAUGCAGCUCGAGAACGAGUUGGGAGUAUCUCGCACCACAAAUGGUCUAGCGACAACGAUAGCGACGGCCUCGACGUUCCCGUUCUUCUGGUACUCCUCACAACUGAUAAAAAAAUUAGGCCACUGGAAGGUGCUGGCGGGCGCGCAGUGCAUCCUGCCCUUUCGGUUGCUAUUGCAUUCCCUGGUAACGCCGGGGAACGUCGCCUACCUCCUGCCGCUCUGCCAGUUGCUACAUGGUCCCAUGUUCGCGUGCUGGCUGUCGGCCGCAGUCGAGCUCGUGGCGACGCUCGCGCCGCCGGAGCUCGCGGCGUCGUCCCAGAGCCUGCUGACGAUGGCCUACUUCACGAUCGGGGGCUGCGUCGGCCAUUUGGUCUGGAGCGCGGCCUUCGAGGCGUGGGGUGGUAGGGGGACGUAUUUGGUCGCGGCGGGCUGUGCGCUGGUUGCGGCUCUAGGCUUCCUGGCGGCCAUACCGGCGCGUCGUCGAGCGCCGCUCCCGCGUUAUCCUUUGGUGGAUGACGACGUGUCGCCGCCGAACCGCGCGCAGCCCUAGUCGACCCCACGGCGGCGACGUCUGUCUUCCCGUACGCCUACACGCCCCGCUGGGCGCCGGCGCUCGCUCUUAGGUUAGUUUAAUUCGCAGAUAUGUGUUA